AGGAAUUCUCUCUCAGUUUCCCAUAUUAAUCCUGAGAGAGGCCGAGAGCAGCACACAAGCUUCAGCCAUGGGGACCGUGCGAUUCCUGCUGCUGUGGGGGGGCCUGACCCUCUGCCUGUGCCUCAUGGCUUCUGCCCACUCCCAGCCGGGGCACAGAGAAGGGGAUCGUUUGGACUCGGCCAAGAAACACAACUCCAAAAAUGGGCCUCCUGGAAAGAGAAGGAAUGAGAAUAAGGAGAGGGUGUAUCGCCCCGGGGGCUAUUCUUUUAUAGGAGGUGACCAUACAAAACUGUCGAAGCCGCGCCCAGAGCACCAAUCUCCUGUAAAAGUUAAAGACACCCCCAAUAUAAUGGAUUUAUCCAGAUCUUCCCUGGAGAACGGACGGAGGAGGCGGCAAUCUUACGAGAAGCCCAAGAAGCGCUGUCCUGGCUGCUACUCACCCAUGGGAAAGCCGCAGAGGCAGAAAAGGAAAGAUAAAAACAAGGAUGUGGCCAAUAACCCCCCCGAGACAUGCCCGGGCUGCUACCACACCCUGGGGCGAUCCUUAGAGCCGAAGGACGUGGAGGAGCGCGAACCAUCCCGGAGACGGGGGCAUAAAAAGCCAAAGGACAGGAAGGAAGGCAGCCCUCCCUUCUCCCACCGCGGGCUGGCGAGGUCCCUACAGCAGGAGAGAGAAGAUUCCGAAGGCAAAAGGAGAGAGCGAGGAAGGGGGGGACACCGCCCCGGGUCACUAUCAGGAGUUGCUAUAAAGGAGGAAGAGCCAAGGAAGCACCACGGGCACCACAAGAAAGAGAAGCACGGAAAGCACAGGAGGAACCAUCACCACGAACAUUCCGAAGGGAAGAUUGAGAGAGAGGAGUGAGACAGAGGAGGGGCAGCAGAACCCGCUGAGCGUCGGCCUCUUCCCCGUACCCCCCCCUAGAAAACUGCUUCCUGUGUAUCACGCACAAUUCCCCCCCCCCCCCAACCGUCGGACACGCUCUGCUCCGCCUUCUCUGGUACCCACAAUGCCUCUCUGUACUGUCACCGUUCCUCUAUGAUCCUCAGGGCCAUGCUUGUCUGCAGGAAUAAAACGAAUAAUAAGUCCCAACUGCAGGGCCCACAGGGCCUCUCCUGGCACACUGACCCCCCCACCCCACCCACUGUGCCGGCACACUGACCCCCCCCCUACCCACCAUGCCAGCACACUGACCCCCCUACCCACCGUGCCUGCCCAUAGGCUGAGGCUCACAAUACAUUCCGGGCCACUGUGGGAUUGCCCCUCUGUAUAAUACACCUACCCAGUUUUUACCCCCACCCUCUCUGUGUAUUUCCUUUCACUUUUUAUAUUUGUUUUUUUAAUAGAAUGUUAAUAGACCAAUCAGUGUCAUGCCCCGCCCCCCAUUUUAUAUGCCAACGAGAAUAAAGUGAAAUUUUAGCGUUUCUAA
This is a messenger RNA of Xenopus tropicalis (tropical clawed frog), 1427 nucleotides long. RefSeq names its product splicing regulatory glutamine/lysine-rich protein 1. The record is from RefSeq and is a predicted model, not a curated record. Bases 68 to 862 code for a protein of 264 amino acids. The transcript has 11 exons. Lineage: Eukaryota; Metazoa; Chordata; Amphibia; Anura; Pipidae.